Thyridium curvatum is the source of this 1263-nucleotide messenger RNA. RefSeq lists its product as uncharacterized. The coding region runs from base 1 to 1263 and encodes 420 amino acids. The record is from RefSeq and is a predicted model, not a curated record. Gene Ontology annotation, cellular component: actin cortical patch. Lineage: Eukaryota; Fungi; Ascomycota; Sordariomycetes; Thyridiales; Thyridiaceae. The transcript has 3 exons. Gene Ontology annotation, molecular function: phosphatidate phosphatase activity.
AUGGUCCAGCAAGUAGCACGCUCUGCGACGCACCGCAGCCAGGCCGACGACAUGCAGCACCGCACGCGCAAGGAGAGGAAGUUCCUCGACACCGAGGCGCACCUCCCCAAGGCCACCCAGCGCAACAUUCUCCAGGUUCUCAACCCCAUGGCCAAGUCGGGCGGUCUGGGCAACAAGAUCCCCGAUAUCCUCUCGUACUUUGGCUCCCGAAAUCCUCUCCCCUUAUCCAUCACCAAGAAGGACUGCGUCUGGCUUCUGGACAACAUUGCAUACAAGUCGCCGUCGACGGGCGAGUGGGAGGCCGAGUUUGUCGCAUGCGCCUUCUCGCAAGAGUCGUCAUGCGACGUGCUCGAGGCUGUCACCAAGGUGGCCAAUAAGAUUGACCUCAAGGAUGACGACCCGGCAUUCGAUACGAUUGGCGAGAGGAUACAGCCGUUCCUGCAAGACAUCCUUCCGGGAAGGCAGGUCAGAGCUCUGCAUGGCGGCUCGACCAAGCUUGUUUUUAGCCCCGGCGGUCGCAACGGGAUUAGUAGUGACGUCCGGCGCUUGCCGCACUCCCCCGCCGGCAUGGUGGUGCCCACUACCGCCGAGGUGCCCAAGGGGACGACCGGCGAGGUCCAGAUGAAGACCUUUUUCGCCGAGCCUGAAGGUUGGGCUGUCAUCUCAGACAUUGAUGACACCAUCAAGAUCACCCAGACCAGCGACCCCAUCGGCAUUCUCCGCACGACCUUUACCGAAGCGCCGACGCCGACCAAGGGUCUACCAGAGCUCUACGCUUUCAUCCAGACCUUGAUCACCAACACCUCGCCAUUCUUCUACCUGUCAGCUUCACCGUACAAUCUGUAUCCCUUUCUGCGUAACUUCCGCGACCAACACUAUCCCCACGGCCAGCUCAUCCUCCGCGAUGCCAGCUGGAUGAGUGUUCCUGGCCUGCUGUCCAAUCUGACCUUGGGCACGCAAGAGUACAAGGUCAGCCGGAUGCAGAAGAUACACGAGUGGCUGCCGAGCCGCAAGAUGAUCCUGAUCGGCGACAGCACCCAGAGCGACCCGGAGUCGUAUGGGGACAUCUAUCGGGAAUUCCCCGGGUGGGUCAAGAUCAUCCUCAUCCGCAAGGUCACCGAUAUUGCUGCUAUUGGCAUCGAGUCCAAGAACGAGCCCAAGCGGUUCGAGAAGGCGUUCAAAGACGUGCCCAAGGGAGUAUGGCACGUCUUUGAGGACCCGGCGGAGUGCAACAAGAUUAUACAGGAUGCAGUUUCAAAGUAG